AUGCUCUGUAAUGGCAAAGCUACACCUUUCCCGCUUUUGAAACUUCCUCGCGAAAUACGCCGUCGAAUCGCCGAGUACGCUUUAUAUACCGUUGAAGGCCUCGACUGGCAAUGGAUAGCUGCACAACCAUUGAAGAAGUGUGGAACUUUCCGCGACAUAUCUGUCAUCAAUGCCCUCCCUUCCGUCUGUAAGCAACUGUACCAAGAAACAUCGGAUCUUGUCUUCAGCAUCAACAUCCUCAAUUUCGACGCCAGCUGUAUCUACGGAUACAUUCCAGAAAUACAACAUCCACCUGAUCUAAGCACCGCUCUUUACGCUUUUGAGUUCUUCUGGAGUAAAUGUCCAGCCAACGUCAGGGGCGGUGUGCAAAGAAUCAGGAUGUGUACAACUUGGACAGCUAGUCAGGCGUUUGAUCUUGCGCUGUGUCAUUGGCCGACGGAUGUUCGGAAUAGCUUAGGGCAUACGAGCUUUGCAGUUACAAGGUCGAGGAAGGAGGAGAAGAACUAUCGUAUUCUUUCUGAGCUGUCGCAAUCUCGCUUGCAUUUCAUGAUUGCUCCACUGGACUGGAGGCUCCCAGGAAGAGGGGAGAGGCCCAAAUCAUGGCGGAUGCAGCUGGACAGAUUUGUUGCCUUCGCUGAAGGGCUGAAAGAGGAUGAGUUGUUGGGUUGGUUUGGAAGUCCAACCCGGAAGUGGAAGAUCACGCCUUAUCAUAGGAACUGUGAAGCAGAUUUAGAGUUCAUGUGUUCCUACGUAGCGUUUACCCAGUAUACAGAUCGGGUUAAAGAGUGGUGUUCAGAAGGAUUUUGA
Messenger RNA from Aaosphaeria arxii CBS 175.79, 807 nucleotides. RefSeq lists its product as uncharacterized. The record is from RefSeq and is a predicted model, not a curated record. Bases 1 to 807 code for a protein of 268 amino acids. Lineage: Eukaryota; Fungi; Ascomycota; Dothideomycetes; Pleosporales. The transcript is spliced from 2 exons.